This is a messenger RNA of Galdieria sulphuraria, 1821 nucleotides long. Its product is annotated as aspartyl protease. NCBI's taxonomy places the organism in Eukaryota, Rhodophyta, Bangiophyceae, Galdieriales, Galdieriaceae. The transcript has 2 exons. Bases 27 to 1706 code for a protein of 559 amino acids. Gene Ontology annotation, molecular function: aspartic-type endopeptidase activity. Gene Ontology annotation, biological process: proteolysis. The record is from RefSeq and is a predicted model, not a curated record.
AGACUUUUGUUGUAUUCCAUUCCAUGAUGUUGGGUUGGAUACGCCUAUGGAUUCCUCCGUUGACUAUUGUGUUCAUUUUAUUUCUUUAUCAACUACAGACUCGUUCAAUUAAGUCUCAUACCAAUCUUCAAGAUUUAUACAAUUCUAAGUAUCCUCGAAUUCCUGUAACCAAUCGCACCCUUAUACCUUUGAUCUAUCAAUCACCUAAACCUUGGAAUCCAACUACUGGAAGAGGUUUUCCAUACCAAGUAAAACUUUUCCAGUAUUCUUUUUGGGAUCGGUUAUUAUCUUUGGUUUCUAGUUUAUCUUUUUUAUCCAAAGUAUAUCCUCGUCAUCCUCCACUUGUACGAUACGAGUCCAUCGAGUUGAACGGUGGUAUCGUUUCAGUAGGAGAAUAUUAUAUACAAAUCAAGAUUGGAGGUACUCCAUUUCGAGUACAAGUGGAUACUGGGUCUUCUACCUUGGCAGUUCCUAUGGAAGGAUGCGUUUCUUGUCGGAAGACUAGUUCCAAAUAUUCUUCCCAUCUUCAAAGCAAGAGUAGUAUAGUUGGUUGUAAUGACCCACUUUGCAGUAGUAAUAUAUGUGAAGCUUUAGGUUGUUCCGAGUGUUCUUCUUCGGGAGCUUGUUGUGCAAAUAAAAUGCCUCAAGCUUGUGGUUUCUUUUUACGUUAUGGAGAUGGUUCAGGUGCUGAAGGAGCGUUGUUAGUUGAUCAAGUCCAAGUUGGCAAUGCAAGUUUUGUUGCUCAUUUUGGUGGUAUUCUAGAAGACACAACCAAUUUUGAACAAUCUUCUGUCGAUGGUAUUUUAGGAAUGGGAUAUCCAGCAUUAGGUUGUACUCCUUCUUGUAUAGAGCCAUUGAUAGAUUCGAUGUUUCGACAAUCCAAAAUAGAACAAAAUAUGUUUUCUCUCUGUAUAAGUGUUCGUGGAGGUCAUUUGGUUUUGGGUGGAUACGAUUCGAAUAUGGCAGCAUCCAAUAUAACUUUUGUACCGAUGAUACUAUCUUCUCCUCCCACUUUUUAUGCUGUUUCCUUGGGAGGUUCCAUUCGAGUAGAUAAUGAAGAAUUGAGUUUAGAUGGCUUUGAUAAAGGAAUUGUCGAUUCUGGAACCACAUUAUUGGUGAUAUCUGAGCAAGCUUUUAUUCAAUUGAAGAAUUACUUACAAACUCAUUACUGUCAAGUUCCUGGUUUAUGUGAUUAUCAACAUUCUUGGUUUGAUAGUGCUUCUUGUGUUAUUUUAGAGGAGUCUCAUUUACAACAUUUACCAACACUAACCAUACAUGUUGCCAAUAGAGUUGAUUUGAUAUUGACACCUUAUGAUUAUAUGUUACAAGUCCAACGCAAUGGUUUUAGUUUGUAUUGUUUGGGUAUUCAGUCAUUACCUAGUAAAGAUGGCAGUCCAUUUGUGAUUCUUGGAAAUACUGUCAUGACCAAAUAUUUAACCAUUUUUGAUCGACGAAAUCAUCGAAUAGGAUUUGCACUUGCUGGUGAUUGUCAAGUGGUUGGUUGUGAACGUUAUGAUGAUUGUGAGACAUGUUCAUUGGAUGAAAGUUGUGCUUUUCAUAUUCCAUCGGGUACUUGUCAACCUAGAGAAGAUUCUCAUAGCAUUGUAGGAAUAUAUCCAAGUUGUAUGGGUCGUCUUUGUUUCUGUAAAGUAAGUAUUGUGAAGUUGUUCAAUCAUACACACACACACAUAUAUAUGUAUAUAUAAAUAUAUAUAUCUAGGUGGAAAAUGCCAUUCCUCAGUUUUGGACUCUUUUGGUCAUUCUAUCUGUUGCAUGUGUACUCAGUUUACCUUUAUUUGUCAUAAAAUAUUGUAUCAGAAG